Molecule: messenger RNA, 2784 nt
Organism: Wallemia mellicola CBS 633.66
Lineage: Eukaryota; Fungi; Basidiomycota; Wallemiomycetes; Wallemiales; Wallemiaceae
Exons: 3
Coding region: 8-2440 (810 amino acids)
Biological process (GO): septin cytoskeleton organization
Cellular component (GO): endocytic vesicle; cell division site; plasma membrane
Source: RefSeq, a predicted model, not a curated record
ACAGGUGAUGUCGUCAGAAUUACCGCGUACAGCUUACGCGGAUGCGCUUAUAAAUGCCAGACCAGGCGAUUCAGUAUCCGCACUCCAAACUAGACUAAAGAAAGCGGCUAUUUUACAAGAGGAAAUGGCAAAUUUCUUUCAAGCUAGAGCUAGCGUAGAGAUGCAAUAUGCAGCUUCGCUUAAUAAAAUAACGCGAUCUAAGCCAUUCAUAUCUGAUGUGCAGCUAUUAAAUAGAACUGGGUUAGGUGCAGUCUGGGAUGACUUACAGGAUGAAUUAUUCCAGGUCUCAGUUUUACACGAGAAAUUAGCCAAGAAAAUAAGUGAGCAGAUUGAGAAACCGCUUAGGAUGUCCUCCCAGUCUGGGGAGUGGGGUAGUUUACCACAAUCAGAUAGCGACAUGAACAGACUUAUUAAGUCAGUCGAUGAGAAUCAGAAGAAUGUGAACAAAGCUCAAAGAAAGGUAGACAGCACAGGCGGAAAGAAAGCAGACGCGGCUAAUGCGAAAUUAUCGCAAGCUCAGCAGACCUAUGCAAAUGCACAACAGAACUUCAUCACGAUGGCACCUUCAUACUUCACGUCAUAUCAGAUAGCAGAUUCUAACCGUCUUCAAGAAUUGAAAAGUAUUUUCGUCAAAUGGGAGACGAUCCAAUCCGAAACAAACCAAUCUAAGCAGACCCUUAAUGAAAAUAACCUUGCCGACAUCUUAAAUUGGUCAACUGAGGGUGAUUUGAACGAUUACCUCACCCAAGUUUCAGCUUUGUUGGGUAUAACAGGUGUAAAUGGAACACCAACAGGUAUCUCACAAGCUGCUGAACCACCAAGACCAGCACACAAUAGGUCUACAUCCACACUCCGCGAUAAUGCAACUGGCGUGAGAUCAUCAAUCGCUAAUACGUUCUUCAACCGUCACAGAUCAAAGUCAAACCCUUCACGCGAAAGUUACAUUGCAACACCUGAUAAUGACAAUGCACCACCUGUUCCUGCUAUUAGCGACAACUUCAGACCAUCAUCAACGAUGGGAGACCUCAGUGCAUUGAAUCAUCCAGCUGCACAGAGUGCGACACAGUUGGAUCCUGUUAAUGAGGAUUUGAUGGACACUCGUGAGCCAGAAGCGCAAGAAGCUGUUGAAGCAACUGAAGCACCAGGUCCAUUGCCAGCCAUUGGCAUACCUGCUUCCCUUCAGCCUGGUAAUCAACAAGCCCCACCAGUACAGCAAAUGCAGCAGCCACAACAAUUACAACAACAAUUGCCAUCACAAAUGCAACCACCACAACAAUCAAUGGAAGCACAGACGUUCCCAGCCACUGGUAGUGAAAGAGGUCUAUCACCAGUAGCUACUGGAAAUGAAGAGGAGGAUGAAGCUGCAAUGUCGAAGGUUAGGCAAUCGCUCAUAGCUGCUGCUCCUAUACAGCGUCGUCCUACUGCUCUUCGCGGUAGGAGAGAUGUCAGACAGACGAUGUUUGUUAAUGACGUCCCAGAUGAUAUGCCAUUAAGUGAGGCAUUGAAACAAAAAUCUAACAAUCCAUUCGCAACGACAGGCGCACCAUCAACACAAUUGAACACCAAGAAAUCAUUCGAUACAGUUGAGACACCACCUAAUGAAAGGACUUUAAGUAUGACUUCACAGACUCCUUCACUCACUCCUUCAAUUCAACAGCGUAAUAUAGUCGAUCCUUUCGAAGGUACUGAUCAUUUCGUUGAGGGUGUCAAACCAGCUAUAACGGAAAGUGUUAACGUCUUGAUUAAAUCUGGUGAAAUUUUGAAAGUUAUGAUAACUGGUGAAGUAAGCUUACUUUAUAAGCCAUCAUCAAUAUUGCCAAGUAGCCCACCUGUUAUUAGAUUAAAUGCUUUCGAAGAAUUAGAAAAAGUGGCACCAAAUCCACAAUAUUUGCGUCAAGUUGAAGAAAAACAUGGAGAAUACUAUAUUGAUUUGGAUAACUUACAAAAAGCACCUAAUAAUAAGGCUUUAGUUUUGAAAUAUCAAUUAUAUAUUUCAACAAGCAAGUUCAAAGAAUACGUUCCUUUGAUUUCAACAAUGAAAUGGAGAUACGAGCCUACUACACAUUCAGCGAUUGUCAAUUAUAAUCUCAAUCAGGAAUCGAGACUCAUUAAAAAGAAUGAUAUACUUAAAGAUGUUCAAUUCACAAUACCAAUAAAUGCAAAGAAUGUGCAAUCAAAACCACAAGGUGUUUACUCACCAGAGCGUAAGAAAAUCACCUGGGUUUUGAAUGAUAUAAGUCUUGAGCAACCUUCCGAUAAGAUUUUAGCUAGAUUCAUUAUCGAUGGUGAAACUCAAUCCCAACAACAACAACAACCUGCUCAAAUUAAGUGGACUAUUGACGGUGCUUUGACUUCAAACGUUGACAUUGAAUUUGAUAACCUUGAAAACGUUUAUUCAACUAUUAAGAAUAGCACAAACGGUAAAUUCUUGAUUAGUUGAUUUGUCUAAUCGGCAGAAUACCCUCUACUAGACAAAAGUUUGCCUUUAUUUUACACUUGUUCAACUUUUCCUGUAUAUAUGACAACUUCUUUACCAUAUAUAAUGCUUACAUUUUAAGAAGUAUACAAUGCAUAAUAAUUUCAGUGAAUAAAUAUUUCGAUGAUGCUUGCUUGCGUGUUUAGGUUGAUGUUGAUAUAAAAAUCGCAAUAUAAAAAAAUUAUGCCCAAGAAGAAUAUGAAAUUGGUAUACUUAUUCGAAAAGCUGUUAGUAAGCUUGCAAGUUGUACAAACCAUAUGAUUGAGCAUUUACGCGUGAACGUGCAAGUCUGCGUUCAUUGUUUGGUG